Molecule: messenger RNA, 877 nt
Organism: Chelonia mydas (Green sea turtle)
Lineage: Eukaryota; Metazoa; Chordata; Testudines; Cheloniidae
Product: myb/SANT-like DNA-binding domain-containing protein 2
Exons: 2
Coding region: 17-454 (145 amino acids)
Source: RefSeq, a predicted model, not a curated record
CAUUCCAAAAGACAAAAUGCCAAAAUAUAUGGAAAAAAUCUCCAAGGGCAUGAAGGACAGAGGCUAUAACAGGGACCCGCAGCAGUGCCGCGUGAAAAUUAAGGAGCUCAGGCAAGCCUACCAAAAAAGCAAAGAGGCAAACAGUCGGUCCGGGUCAGACCCCCAGAGAAGCCACUUCUAUGAUGAGCUGCAUGCAAUUCUAGGGGCCCCCCAUCACUACCCCACCCCUGUACGUGACUCCUGCAAGGGGGGAGUCUCAUGCAAGAGGGGUGAGGAUUUAGGGGACGAGGAAGAUGGUGAUGCGGAGGAGGAUGAAACAGUUCUCCCCAACAGCCAGGAACUGUUUAUCACCCUGGAGACAGUACCCACCCUCAAGACGGACCUUGAAGGUGGAGAAGGCAGCUCUGCUGCAAAUGUUUCAGCUCUCCCCCAUCAUCUCCAUCACAGAGGCUAACGAAGAUAAGAAGGUGAAUAAAAUGCACUCUCAUUGAAAUGUUCUCUGAGCUCAUGCAGUCCUCCCACACUGAAAGAGCUCAGCAAAAUGAGUGGAUGCAAGCAAUGUCAGAGUCCAGGAAAGCACAAAAUGAACACGAGGACAGGCGGUGGAAGCAAGAGGAGAGAUGGCGGCUGCAUGAUGAGAGGAGGCAGGAUGCAAUGUUGAGGCUACUGGAGGAUCAAACUGAUAUGCUCCGGCAUAUGGUUGAGCUGCAGAAAAGGCAGCAGGAGCAUAGACCACCGCUGCAGCCCCUGUGUAACUGUCUGUCGUCCUCCCCAGUUUCCAUAGCCUCCUCACACAGAUGCCCAAGAACGCAGUGGGGGUGCUCCGGGCACCCAACCACUCCACCCCAGAGGAUUGCCCAAGCAACAAAAGGCUGGC